GCUAUUCAUACGAAAAAAACCGGUCUCACUUUAAAUGUCAGCUCACCUGUCUGCUGGGCUCUUUUAGGGGUGGCCAUUUAACUGAAGACAGGACUUUGCUAAACGGAUUAACUUGGAUUGCCUUUUUUUGUGGAGCAAUAAUCAAAAAAGCAUAACAAUGGAGUGGAGGAUUAUACUACCUGUUCUGUGUCUAAUUGGAUUCCUUCAUGUGCCAGUAAAUGCUGCUGACCCCAGCAACAGCACCAACAGCUCCGUUGCUUUUGAGUUUAAUAUAGUGUUCUUCAUUAAUGACACUUUCAUUGACUCCUACUUCAACAUGACCAAUAAUGUCACAAUAGCCCUGAAAAGCUCGAUCAUCUCUCAGGUUUCUCCACUUUUUACUUCAAUUAAAAACUUCCUAAGCUUUGAUAUUCUGCAAUUCAGAAAUGGCUCCAUUGGGGUAGAUGGAAAACUUUACUUUAACGGCACUGACUCCAAGCCUAGUAUAUCCAACCUGACACAAAUCUUGAAUAGUGGAAAUUUCAGCUUCACGAUUCUAACCAAUUUAACCAAAAUUGUUGAGGUCACUUCAACUGCUGCACCUGCAGUAACUUCAGUGACAGUGUCAGUAAGUCAAAAUACGGCUAGUCAAAAUACAACAGUCCAGACACCUGCUAAAGUUGCUAGAAUCAAUCUAGUGUUUAGAAUCCUUCAAAACUACAAGGACAUCUAUGCUGAUCUCAACAAUGCUGAGACCAAACAGCUGUCAGACACCAUCACAGCUGGGUGUUCUGGAUUUUACAAGAAACGAUUUUCCAACUUCUUCCGCAUGUUGAUUCGAAAAUUCACUCAGGGCUCCAUUGUGGCAGAUUCUGUCUUAGAGUUUGACACCACAAACAGCACUAGCCCUAAUGUGACAGAAGUGACAAAAGCCUUUACCGAUGCAGUUGCGAACGGAACUUUAAACGUUACAGUUGAUGUCACAUCCAUCAACGCUACUGAUAUAACAAACAGUGAUACAAAUGUGACAGCCAACACUUCAGUUACAACUACGAUUACGACUACGACUCUAGCUGUACCAACUGCAGCAAGCAUUGCGUCAUAUAACGUGACCUUCAAAAUGUCGGGAAACUUCACAAAUGACCUAUCCAAUCUGACCUCUCCUGCAGCCACUUCUCUGUCGAACUCGAUCAUUGCUCAGUUUAAUGCAGUUUUAGGAACAAUUAAUGGCUACAGACGUACAUUCAUCUGGCGGUUCAGGUCGGGCUCCAUCAUAGUAGACGGUGGACUUGAAUACAACAAAGCAUCUAGCCCUACCGCAGCAGUCCUAGCUAAACUCCUUGCUGACAGCGUUAGAAAUGGAGCAAUCUCAUUGCCAAUUGAUCCAACAUCUAUUAUAGUUACAGACUCCACAGGAGCUACUGCUAACAAGUCUCCGGUCUUGGCUAGCAUGCUCACUGCUUUCUGGAUGACGCUAGCAUCACUUCUGUUGUCAGCUGCGAUGCACUAAGCAUCACCUUCACACAUAAAGUCAUGCGACUGCAAAAUGAUUGUGGCAUUUUUUUAUCAAUUUGGUCACAUUAAGAAUCAGCAAGUGACAAGUUAUGAUCUAGCUGUAACAUUUACUAGUUUUUCUUGCCACAUAUAGAGCCUGGUGAUACAAAUGGUAUGUGUGAGUGACGGUAUUUUAGUUUCUGAUUUACAAAAAGCACAUUGUUUGUGCGUGUGUACACUGGACUGGAGAAUUUAUGAGGAUUGGUGUAGUGAAUCCAAAUCUGAACAUUUCUCCAUGCCACAGGAAUGGCACAAGUGAAAGCUAUUAUGUUAAGAUUCAAAUUUGAAAUUGUUUUGCUAUUUUGAAAACGGAUUGAACUAUAAAUAUCUUUACCCGUGUAUUAGUUAGACUCUGAAGAUGUGAAAUCUAUGUAUUUAAUCUUUUAGUAAAUGAAACAUGUUCUAAUAGAUUUUAUUGUGUUUUAUGAAGUACUAAUGUUUAAUAAAAUGAAGGGGAAAUCCUAUUCCGUUUGCAAAUUCAGUGCUGCAAAAACUUUACAAAUAAAGACUAUACUGAAAUGAA
Molecule: messenger RNA, 2056 nt
Organism: Puntigrus tetrazona (Sumatra barb)
Lineage: Eukaryota; Metazoa; Chordata; Actinopteri; Cypriniformes; Cyprinidae
Exons: 12
Coding region: 158-1489 (443 amino acids)
Source: RefSeq, a predicted model, not a curated record